This is a messenger RNA of Saprolegnia parasitica CBS 223.65, 1284 nucleotides long. RefSeq lists its product as hypothetical. NCBI's taxonomy places the organism in Eukaryota, Oomycota, Saprolegniomycetes, Saprolegniales, Saprolegniaceae. The record is from RefSeq and is a predicted model, not a curated record. The coding region runs from base 40 to 1221 and encodes 393 amino acids. The transcript is spliced from 4 exons.
GAGUAAACAGCGCCAAAAAGCGACCGCGACGGACAAGAGAUGGAGCCCAGUGUCGAACCUGCGGCCUAUUGCACCGCCAUGCGCACGCGGUCCUUGUCGACAAAGGCGACCCCUGCCUUGCCCCCCGCGAUUGAAAACAUGGACGACUUUCUAUUCGACUUGCCGAGCAUCAACAAGAUGCUCGUGUCGUCCGAGUCGACGUCGUCGUCCGACGAGACGAUCAAGGCGGACGCGAGCGUCGGGCCGUACAGCCGCCAGCACCGGUACCGCCAACGACAAAAGGACGAGCGCAAGUUUCUCCGCGACCAAGUCGAGUCGCUCUCGGCGCAGCUCGAAGCGCUGCGCGACGCCAAGCCCCCCGAAAACGUAUCGUCCGAGUGGGAGACCGUUGCGCGGUCCCAGAAAGCGUACGCGCACCAAGCAACCCUCGAGAACGCGCGGCUCAAGCGGGCGCUGGAAGACCAACUGCGACUCGCGGGCUCGCUACAGCAGAUCCUGUCAAAGCGGCCACGCCUCAUGAGGUUCCCGACCAUGGACUCGACCAGGCGCCGUCUGCGGACCAUGCCGAUCGAUCAAGCGAUGCGCGAGGCUGCCUUUCACACGCUAAUGGACGACACGUACGCGCAAGUCGAGUCGAUCCUCCGGACGAAAGGCCUGGCGACGGCGCCAGACGGCCACCAGUCGAUCACACUGGACACGACGUCGUCGAAUGAGACGAUUGGGAUCGACUGCAUGGGCGUGCGGAUCAUGGCCUCCGACUACAUUGCGAGUGCCCAGAAAUGCUGGGCAAUCUGGUGCGAGCCCGAGACGCGCCCACAUCUGCCCAACGUCCAGAUCGACAUCAAGAUCCUGGAUCGCUUUGGGCCAGACGCCACGUACUUUCAGGACCUUGGGUCCUGCGGCCAAGACAAGCCGUACAUGGUCAUGCUCAGCGGCAUGAAGCGCUUCUACGAGAGGGACGUCAUUGUCAUGAAAACGUUCCUCGAAGACGAGGCGUACCCACCCCCUCCAGAUAUGUUUAUCGGGGACCACACGGCGCUAUUCGUCCUGGAGCGGCUCGACGAUGGAACGUGCCGCCGCCGCAGCUGCCUCCUCGGCUGCUUGCCCAUCCAAAGCGUCGAGAUUGCUCAGUUCGCGGACCAACCGCCCAUGAUGGUGUGCGACUAUGUCCUCCACCACACGCGCGAGGUCUCGAAAGCGCUCGAGAGCUUUAUGAGCUAAAUAUCUAUCGGCUCGAUACCCAUGUACUCUACUAUUCAAUCAUCUAAUACACUGCCGCACGUC